AUGGCUUUGGCUUUCGCCCCACUUCAGCUCGCCACCCUUAUAGCCCUGCUCUGCGUGGCCGUCGCCGUCUCCGACAUGGCUCCCUCACCUUCUCCUUCUUCCUCUCCCUCAUCUUCGCCCUCUUCUUCUCCGUCUCCUUCAUCUUCAUCAUCAUCAUCUUCUUCUUCUUCUCCUUCAAUAUCGGCUCCUUGGGCCUCUCCCUCUUCAGCACCUUCACCGUCUGUCUUCGACAACCGCAUCCAAUACUACGACCUUCCCGAUGACGUCGACGCUCCCUCGCCGUCUGGUAGCGACGCCGCAGCUCCCGGCCCCGAUGGUUUCGUGGACUACGGUGCUUCUGAUCUCAUUUAG
Messenger RNA from Neltuma alba, 351 nucleotides. RefSeq names its product putative protein TPRXL. The coding region runs from base 1 to 351 and encodes 116 amino acids. The record is from RefSeq and is a predicted model, not a curated record. NCBI's taxonomy places the organism in Eukaryota, Viridiplantae, Streptophyta, Magnoliopsida, Fabales, Fabaceae. The transcript has a single exon.